UGUAAGUGCUUCUGAGAAGAGGAGCGUGUACCAGCUGUGUCUCUCCCUCUCUCUCUCCAUAAAACGCGAUCGUGCGCUCGGCCAGCUUUUAACCCAACCCCAGAAAAAGGCCAUCACUUGUGAUAAUCCUCCCUCUUUGCUGCAGCAGCUGGGCUGCACGACCAUUACCAGAUUACAUGGGAGAUAUUGGGGAGAUUUAGCCGGAUUCAAUCUGUUUUAAAGGCCAUUUGGAGUUUUGCUCGGGAUUCGGGAUUCACCUCCUCUAUCCUUCUGUCAAGGAUUGAUUUUUUUUUUUUUAAUACAUCAUUUUUGUUUUUAUUACAUUGAUUUUUUUUAUUUAUUUUUUCCCCUUCUGUCUUCUUUAGGAUCGGUCACAGCAGUAAAAGGCCCUCACAUGGCCCACCCUGACACACCUGCCCUACAUGCCAAUUAGGGCCGUCUCCAAGUGCCACUAUAAAGAUCUGCCAGCCUGCCUCCCCAGCCCAGUGGAACAUUCAAAUCUCAUUCAAAUCCUCCUGUGCAUCAUUUGACUUGUGCUGAGAGCUCAUGCAAAGCGGGAUCUGAAGACACAGAGCAGAGAGACGACGAGAAGAACUUGGUGUGUCUGGAGUCUGCCUGAGCCCAGUGUAUUCCCUGCUGGCUUUGCCCCUUUCUAUUGGUCACCAUGGAUGAGAUGGACGCACCGCAGAUGAAGAAGGAGGUGGAGAGUCUAAAGUAUCAGCUGUCUUUCAAACGAGAGAUGUCUUCCAAGUCUAUACCUGAAUUAUUAAAGUGGAUUGAAGAAGGAAUACCCAACGACCCAUUUCUGAACCCGGAGCUGAUGAAGAAUAACCCCUGGGUAGAAAGAGGAAAGUGCAGCAUCCUGUGAGACGCCAACGACCGCCUCUGCCCCCUCCCCCACCCAACUUUCAUCUACUCUGAAUGUAACUAGAUUCUGAUAGAGUCCAGGUAGGCAGCUGAAGAGACCUAUUUGAUCACACGGCAUUGCUCCAGCAGAAAUGACAUAUGCAGGAAGGGGGAGGGAUGCUGCCACCCCAGUAACCAGUCACCCCACCAUAGCUUAGACUGUGGGGUGGUUCUGCUGUAACAAAGAGGUCUAAUUUUAUUAUUUAUCAUUUUAGGUUUAUAGGAAGCGUGGCAAAGAACGUGUUGUAGAUUAAGGAGUAAAUUAACAGUAAAACGGGGUUAGAUUAGAAGGGUAGGACACAGCUGCUUGUCACAGUGGUAUGACAGCAAUAAUAUACAGUCUGGGGCCGUAGCAAUCCUAGGAUGCUUCAAUGCCCUGGUGCAGAUGUCUCUACAGCGCCCCCCGACUGUACCUUCCAGGUUAUGCACUAUAUUGAACAUACUAUGCUUUUCAGGUUAACGUCAUUGUAAUUAUAUACUCACGGGACUUGCAAGCCCCUCUUUAUAUCUUUUAUUUCUCCAAAGAGCUAAAUGCAGAGAAAUUGUAAAAAUGAAUCGGAUUCAUAUCUAAGAAUAAACUCUUGGUGCAUUUUUCCUC
This is a messenger RNA of Rana temporaria (common frog), 1504 nucleotides long. It is a transcript of the gene GNG13, whose product is annotated as G protein subunit gamma 13. Bases 665 to 868 code for a protein of 67 amino acids. Gene Ontology annotation, molecular function: G-protein beta-subunit binding. The record is from RefSeq and is a predicted model, not a curated record. Gene Ontology annotation, cellular component: heterotrimeric G-protein complex. The transcript is spliced from 4 exons. Lineage: Eukaryota; Metazoa; Chordata; Amphibia; Anura; Ranidae. Gene Ontology annotation, biological process: phospholipase C-activating G protein-coupled receptor signaling pathway; sensory perception of taste.